Molecule: messenger RNA, 3906 nt
Organism: Saccostrea echinata
Lineage: Eukaryota; Metazoa; Mollusca; Bivalvia; Ostreida; Ostreidae
Product: SH3 domain-containing kinase-binding protein 1-like
Exons: 10
Coding region: 38-1228 (396 amino acids)
Molecular function (GO): protein binding
Source: RefSeq, a predicted model, not a curated record
CUUGUUUAUCACUGGAUUCAAACAUUUCUGAUACAGAAUGGAAGCAGAAAACUCACGUAAAUUAAGACAAAAUUUAUCUACAGUGGAAAAGGCAGUUGUCCGUUAUUCCUACAGUGCUGAUAAUGAGGACGAAUUAAGUCUGAAGGAAAACGAUGUCAUAGUGAUUCUGGACAAGGAACUGGAAGAUGCGGGGUGGUGGAAAGGAGAACUUAACGGCAAGAUUGGUGUUUUUCCUGACAACUUUGUAGAACUCAUUCCAUCAGAGGAGCAGGGAAUAGACAAAUUCUCUAGGCCAGUGGCUAGCCCCAAAAUACCACCACAAGGGUCGCAAAGAGCUUCUAGUUACAAGCCUAAACCCAAGAAGCCUCCUCCCCCCUCUGCGGUGCUGAAUCAACAGAAGACAAAAUCACUGGAGAAAGACAAGUCACUGGACCUGAAACAGUCACCUGUCCUGGACCAUGUGGCAGAUAAAUUCAUCAGAAAAAAAGAACCAGAGCCAGAGAAGCCAGGUCCUCCACUCUUGCCAGGAAAAAAGCCAGUGUUGCCUCCCCCUGUGGGGAAAAAGCCGACCAAGCCUGACCCUCCACGACCCACAUCAAAUGGGAAACCUUUUGUGGUGGGAGGGAACAAGGAGGAACCAGCCAGUCACAAAGACACUCACAAAGAUAUACCUCAUUCUGAAUCUCACUUUGAUGGGAUGGAACCCACCUCAGAUAAAUUGGUCCAUUUAACAGCUAACAGACCUCGUGGACCAUCAAAGAGGCCACCAUCACAAGUAAUAUUUAAUAACGAGGAAGAAAGAAAUGGUGACAUUGAGAUCCAUACUCACAAACAUCCCCCACCUGUUAAAGAAAUUAGUGAGGAACCAGGGGUACAGUUGCCAGCUAAAGAGAGACAUCAUCACCAUCAGGCUCUUCCUACCAGGCCCCCAGAGCCAGCCAGACCCCCAGAGGCCAGUGUUGCUUCAUCAGGAUUGUUAGCGAUGGUUGAGGAACUUAAAAAAGAAAUCAGGGAACUUAGAACCAAUAGUGUUACAAAAGCAGCAUAUGAUGAACUCAAGACCGAAAAUGAUACACUCAGACAAGACUUUGAAACCUUUAAGACUUCCUGUUUACGUAAAAUUAAAGACUUAAUUAAUGAAGUGGAUGAAGAGAAGAAGAUUCGUCUCAGUACAGAAGUGGAAAUGAAGCGGAUUAAGAAGCUCGUUAACGAUGAAUCCCAUGUGUAGAUGCCACCUAUCUUGUUUUCAGAACUGUGAUUCAAGGACAGUAACUCUGUCUUUGGAAAGCAAAAUAAUAUUUUCCUGGGAUGUGAUGGAGUUGUCAGUCUUAGACAGGUUCAAGCAAAAGUCCGUGGAAUUUCUUUUCUCUUUUUUACCCUGGCACCUGGAUAUUAAUAAAUAAUGCUUUGAGGAAUAAAUAAGAACUUAUCAUUCUUUUUAUGUGCUUCCAUGUUAUUAUAAACUCAGUGCUAUAUCUGAAUUUCUUUUGAAUCUCACUGGAAAUUAUUGUGAUCUGUUUUUGAAUUAUGUUAAUUUUUUUUUUUAGUCAAGGAGAAAUGGCACAUGUUGAAUUGUUGUUCUGUGGUCAGAUACAGUAGUUGGCCAGUUUAAAAGGUCAAAGUUCAGGAGGUCACUGUAAUAAAGACCAUGUAGUGCUAGCACCUGUUAUAUUGCUUCACUUUGUGAAUUUCUCUUCUAUGUUGGUGAAUGUUUCAAGUUGGACUGAAUGGGUUGUGUUUACUUUUUAAUGAUAAAGAAAAUUAGUCCUUUAAUUAUUACAGAUUAUAUAUUAUUAUUUCACUAUUUGAUAGCUGUAAAAUAGUGGGAAAAAACUUUAUUCAAAAAGGAUAUUUUUUUGUCCGUAAUAUUAUGAUUAUUUAUGAUAUGUAUCAUACGAGUAGAUUUUAGUGAGUUCACUUUUUACAGAACCUAUGUAUACCUAAUGCCCAUUAAAAAAUUAUUGGACCCAUCUUUUCAUGUUUCAUACGGGGUUUGAAUGAGACUGUGUUCUUAUGAUAGGGCAUUUUCCUGCUGUAGAUCCUAGCUAUAUUCCUCAAUAAGACUUUUUCAUAUUUUAAUGCAUUUAUGUAAUGUUACAGAAGUUUUCAAUGUAAAAGUGCUUGAGAGAGAUAAUGAAUGAUUAUCAUGUCUUUUGUAAAUGUAAGUACAUUAAUUAUAUAAAAAAAAGAUCAAUAAGGUAUACUGGAAAUUGAGAGCCUCUCAGUUUGCAUUAGAAAUGUAAACUAGUUCCCCAGUCCAUUCCAGAAAUCUGGUUCAAUAAUUACAGUAUCCGUGACUAUAUAUUACUGUCACUAGGGUAGGGCUAUUCAUUACAGAAGUAAAUCCAUUGAAGUGUCUACGCAUACAUAUCAAGUGCUUUGUUUAGAAAUUUGAGCUUCAUGAUAAGCUGAAUUAAAAAGUUUUGUAUCUUAUUGUAGCCACAGUAAAUACAUGUAAUUGGAAAUAGAAUAAUUGGGAUUUCAUAGAAUAAUUGGGAUUUUAUUUUUAUCAUUCCAAAAUAUAUUAAAGUAUCGUCAGGUUUUAAUUGUAAAGUUAAGAGGUGUGGCAACUAUAUUUGUACAAUACAUUGUUAAUGUAAACAUUUGCUUAAGCAAAGAUGAAAGAUUUACUACUGUUUUUCAAGUACACAACAUGACUUUAAGCAUCUGAAUAUUUACAUAAACUGAUUGUUAAAUCUUCAAAGUUUAAUUUGAAAUUAUAAAGGUGCAGAUUUUAUGAUUCUAGUGCAAGUUAUACUGUUUGUUUUUAAAUUUAUUUAGAAUUGGAAGUUGACCUGUUUUUUGGGUCAAUCGAGUGACAUUGUAGAAUGUAUGAUUUAGUGGAAUAUUUUUUUUGUCUGUUAAAUAUCAUGAAUUACAGAUCUAAAACAUUUUUCUCCACUGGUACACUCUGUGUUAUAACAUUAUAAUGCUUCAAAAUGAACAACUGAUUUAGCCAACUUUCCCAACUGAGGCCAACUUUAAAAUAAUGUUUGUUUGCCCUCUCCUGACUCAGGAUGAAAAUUUUGGGUCGAUAGGUAGGUAUGAAAUUUUUUUCUUCAUAGAAAAAUUCAUAUCAAUGCUGAAUUUUCGAAAUCUGUUUUCAGGAAUGCAUAAAAAAAAUUAUUUCAUGGAGAUUAAAAAAAAGUUUUGAGUCGGGCCAUUUGUAGCCAGUCAGCCGGGAGAGGGCAACCAAACAAUUUUUUGAAAAAUGGCCUGAUACAUGUAAUUCUGAGAAAGUGUGUAUGAUGAUGUGUUUACCAUCUGUGUAUAGGAAAAGCUCUACCUUUCAUUCACUGCCAUAUACUUUUAUUCCUUUAAAGGAUCAAAGUCCUCUUUAAAAACUUCCAUGCUAAGAAAUUAUUUUUCUUUUUGUUGAUUUUUGUAGUAUUGAGAAAAAAAUAUUACUUCAGUAUUUGAUUUGAUUUAGAACAGAUAUUAAGCAGAAGUCCCUAAAUCCAUUUUGUCCAGGAAAACUUUUAUUUUUUUGCAUACUUUCACUAGUCCUUACACAAAAACCAAGUGAUCAAGAAUAAUGACGGGUAGAAAUUCUUUUUACUAAUCUUACCAAGAAACGGGGAUAAUAUCUCAAGGUAUAGCCAGUAGAAUUGACAUGAAAAAUAUAGGUAAUUUACAAUAGUUCAUCCCGAAUUAUGCAAAUGACUUUGUUAAGAUAAAGUAGAUAUUGGAACCUUCUGAAUGUUUAUUCACUCAUAGAGUUAUAGUCUCCUUUACUUCAUAAAUGUUCUGGAUAAGUCAGUACUAGUUGAUAUGAGUCAGUUCACCACACAACAGGAGCAUCGACAUCCCAUAAAGACAUUCCAAACAGACGUGUUGUGAGGGGACAAUUGUGUACAGUAUAUAUAUAUAUAUGUAUUUAUUGUAAUUAAAUACCAAACAAACGAA